Molecule: messenger RNA, 6010 nt
Organism: Paramuricea clavata
Lineage: Eukaryota; Metazoa; Cnidaria; Anthozoa; Malacalcyonacea; Plexauridae
Source: the annotation of a GenBank genome assembly
AUGGAGAUAUCUGCCAUUAUCAAAAUGGUGCUGGACAGUUUAAAUGGACGAUUAAUAGAGGAUCAACACCCAGUAGUAGUACCGGACCAAGCUCUGACGUCAGCGGCACAGGUAAACUGUUAUAAAAAUAGGUCCAUUAGCUAGAAACAGUGAAAGAUAUGAUUACGAUUAGAUUUUUUAACAUUGGCUUUGGACAUUUGCGACAAAUAACAAUUAGGUUUGAGUAGGAUCUUAACAAUAACUCUUCUAUUUGUUAGCACUAAAAAUAACGUCGUUAGAUUAUUGAACUGUCCGCGUUUUGCUCAUCCUAUCCGAAAUAGAUAAGAAAACUUAAACCUUUUGAGUAAAGGUUCCUCAUCUGCAAAUUAGUUCACAUUUCUUUUUUUUGCAAGUAACUUGGACAAAAGCUCUGCUGAUUAUUGCAGCAUAGUGCCUACACAGACGCCAUGCAGAUUAUUUAGACAAAAAGUAUUAAUUCUAGAUUAAUGCACGCCACUCACGCUCACGUUGUAAGAUGCUUACCUCUGAAAGAAUGGGCAACAUAGCCGGAUAUUUCACGUAACGCGAUUUCAGUUGAUUCAAGAACAACUUUGUGACGUUGCAGUUAAUAUUGUUUUGAUCAAUAAAUUUUUUUCCCAACUUUUUAAUAAAGGUUUUUAUGUAUUCAUCGAAACUUCAAGUCCACGACAGUUUGGUGAUAAUGCUACAAUCCUCACACCUUAUUUGAACGGCCCACAAUGCAUGAAAUUUUCUUACCAUAUGUACGGUAAUGGUAUUGGAGACUUGAACAUCUACGCGAAUAAGCAAAAGAUGUUUUCAAAAUCAGGAAAUUAAGGAAACCGUUGGGUCGGUGUGGAAACACCAAUCCUAGAACUUGGAAAAUAUAUGGUGAGUAAAGAUCGCAGAAUUUCAGAUGCGCUGAAAAUAGCAGACUAUUUUAAGGAAAAAAAACUUUCUUUUCAAAAUGAGAAGGAAGAGGAUCCUGAGCAAACUUCGUUACGAACCUUGCUCAUUUUUUACAGGUGUCUGAAUACAAAAUAGCUUUUCACAUAACCCGAGAGGAUAUUCCAACGCUCUUGGUGACAAAAAAUCGUUCUUAUUUCGUUGUCAAGAGCAAAAAAAACCCUGAAUUUUCAAUUUCUUGUAUAAAUAUUUAAGGUUAAGUUCGAAGGUGUUCGCGGUCGUAAUUUCCAAGGGGAUAUUGCAAUCGAUGCUAUCAGCUUCACUCCUGGAAAAUGCGCAUUCCAAACACCAAACCCAUCAACAUCUCGUCCAACAACUACAACAAUAGGACCAACAAACCCUACGACACAAGCAGGUACUGUAAUGGUCUACCACUUUUACCAUUUUUUGUUAAUACAACCAAGUCAUUAUAUAUUAUACAGCAAUGAUGAUAACAUGUCUUGGUUGCGUUCCACUGCCGGCCAUUCAUUUCCCAAGGUCUGUAUACCGACUUACUGCGACGUACAAUACCUUUUAAUAGGACUUUGCCUUGAAUUUGAAUUUUGAUAGAAAUUUCUAUUUAAUAACGUGGUCUAACACAAAACAAAACUUUUUUCAAGUUUUUCAACAAUGUGAAGAUUUUAUUAUAUUUUAUUAUGUUGCAUACUAUUACCCAUCUCCAAAAACGUAACUUUACUGAAUGUUGUUGCCAUGGGAAUGAAGAUAUCGGACUCCCAGCAGAGAAAAUAGUGUAUUUUUCAAAACAAAUAAUUAAGAAAUUAAGAACUAUUUAAGGUUCCAAAAACCUUUCAUAUAUCACUUAGAUCAAUAGCUAGGAGGUGAACUAAAAUUAUUUGGCUACUGCAAGAGUAACCUCGUUCCCAGGGCCUUUUUUUUAAAUGCAGCGAAGGGAACGGCCCUGUCACCGGCUGGUCUUUUAUGUAUUCUGAUUGGUCAAUGACAGGUACAUUAUUAUGCAAUCCUGGAAUAAUUUAUACACACUAUGAGAUAAAUUAACAUUUUCCUGCAAUGAAUGUGCAUUAUUGCUUUGUCUGUCUGCAGAGAAAUAUUUUUUGCGUGGAAAAAAGGUUAAAUUCGAUAAGAUUGACACACGAUUUGUCGAAGGUUAGCAUUAUUGUUUGUUUUAAAUUUUGAAAGAACAUGAAUUGUGUACUACAACACACCUCUGACCGAUUAUUUAGGGAAAAAUGUGCCUUCAUUUAAUGGCGUCGUAUAUCGUUAUUGUUCUGCACAAAUACUUUCUUGUAUACUCUGGGUUUAUAAAUAUGACCUUUAGUAUUAUUGCUAAUAAUAUUUCAGAAAAUCCUGCCUCUCGGGCAUGUCUAUACUGAUUUGUUAGAAAGAGUGGAGGUUUUCCAGAGGUGGUGCGUUACUACAGGCGUCAGGGGGAUGUCUCCCUGAAAAUCAAUCAUUUCAAUAUAUAAUAAGUAGUAUUCAUCACUCAAAUAUGGACUACCAGAGUUUUCUUCAAGGGGAUGCUGGACACAACUGGGCAGUGCACACAGCACCCCUGCACUGCACCGGUACAUCCCCGCUGUUCCCGGUCAUUCAUGCUUCAUUUUGAAGCAAAUGACAUCUGUGAUCAGGGCUGGGUCAGAAUCAAACUCAUGCGAACAGCUUCUAAGUCCUAAUCGUAUUGCUAAUUAUGUACACAUUUUAUUGAAUAAAACGUAAUUAUAUACAUUGUUUUGUUGUUUAUAUUAACACCUUGUACUUGGACAGUGUACCCAUUCAAAGCCAAAGACAUUUAAGAAACAAUUAUCGAGGAUUUUGCACGAUAAAAAUAUAUUUACAAAUAAGUGCUCUCCAUGGUUCAAUUCUUGAAUUUACCAAGUAAACCCCUUCUCAAUUAGAACUCACUUGAAGUGACUGGGGCAAGGUAGCUAUAAGUAUAAGGAGGGAUAUAAAAGUCAAUUAAAAUUUCCAAAUAGAGCAUUUCGAAUAGACCAUUGUGAAAGUUUUAUUAAUUGUUUAACCCUUUGUUGUGGCAAUGCAUGUGCUCUACUUUAGGCAUCUAAUGCCAGAUGAUUUUACUCGUCAAGGGGAGAAUGCUGCCACUCAAUGAAUUAAUAUAUUCUCAGAACAGUUACCAUCAAAUUAAAUAGAUUUUGCUGGUGAAAUAUCCCAUUUUAUGGACUAUUCAUUAUUUAUACACUAGGGUAGAGUGGGAAAAAAGGAAGGUGUCGUUGAUUUGUUGAUUUGUGAAUGUUAGUGGAGUGGGGGGGGGGAGUGAUUGUUGUAAAAAACUGAAUAGUAACUGGUUUCAAAAAAUAUUUGACUGCAUAUUAGUUGCCAAAUGACAUGAAAUUACAUUGAUAUUAUUAAAACACUAUAAAUAUGAAAUUAGGAGAAGAAUUGUUGUAAUAGAAAUAUAAUUUUAAGACAAAUCAUCUAAAGGAAGCAAUCAUUCUAGCUAUUAUAGUAUAUGUUACAAAAUUUAUUCUCUUCAUAUUCGGGCAUUCACAUUUAUAUAGUCUCAAAUAUUUAGGGGGUCUCCAUUAAUAAAGAGAUUAAAAAAGACAGCCCCAUGACAUUUUGACAUUAGAAUCUCCCACCCCACCCUAGGGUAUAAUGAAUGGUCGCAAAAGUACAUGCCAUCUUGCUAACUCUUACUGGCUGACCAACUUGCUGCUUUUAUGCAAAAUCAAUUCUCUUACUUUAUCCCUGGGAACAAAAAUUCAAAUCAACUCUACAUUCUGAUAAGGCUGAUAAUGUGCAGAUGGUAACAGGAAGAAUUGAAGCAUGCAAGCAGCAAGCUUUACUGGGGUACAUACUAUUCGAAGCACAAUUUGCACAUGCUAAUUUGCCAGUCAUGAUUUUAAACGUAAUAUUUCUUGUCUGAUAUAAAAUUCUUAAGGUCUUGCUUACAUUUUACUGGAAGCAAACCAAGAUGCAUGUCUAUUAAAAAUCUGUUUUGGGUCAUAUCACUCAUAUGUCAGCUUUGCAGUUUCAACAACAUUUGGCUGCGAAUAAAACGUAAACUGAAGGAAAGGGCAUACAUGCAGCACUUCGUCUGUAUUUAAAAUAUCAAUGAAUAGAUAUUCCAACCAUUCGCAGUUAUCACUGUAUAUUCUUCAUAAACUCGCUCCAACACGCCAGAGUCUUCGAAAGGGUAAACACCACGUUUAAUUGACAUACCCAGUUCAAAACACUUUCCGUGUCCUCUUAGGCAAGCCUGUCCAGCUGGAGAACAUCUGUCGAAAUACUAAAUCUAUUUUUCGCAUAUUUCAGCUGUUAAUUUUGUUUAAUAACGAACGAACGAAGUUGGAAGAACGGCAACUACAUAGUUCCCGUGUAAUAAAAGCUGAAGAAUUUGAUUUGGAAUAAGUGUCUAGCAAAAAGAAGGAAAAAUUUCCGCGAAUAAACGCAUUUUAAGCCGCUCUGAACGCUUAAAUUUUGUGGACACUCUUACAUUGGUGGCUAUCUUGGAUUUUCAUUUCGCAUAUUUAAUUUUAUCGUUAAUUUAUUUAAAACCACGAUUCGUGAUUUUGAAAGCCAGCCGGUCCCAGAGUCUUUUCCCUACGCCGCAUUUUUAAAAAAGGCCCUGGAAACGAGGUUGCUGCAAAAGGCGUGGCGAUAAAUUUGUGUCCAUAAGUGUAUCAAAUUACAACAACGGCGAUUUCUUCAUAAAAAUGUAACUGGUUAACACUAUCCUAGUUCACCUUCUAUAGAAUGAUACAAACUAUUCUAAAAAUUUCAGACCAAUAGCAACUAUUAACAAGAAUACAUUACAAGAUAUCAUGUUUUGAGUAUCAUGAUACGGGUAAAAUUUGCAAGCAUUUGAAAAAGCAGGAUCGAAAAAUUAGUUGUGGUUCAUAAGAUAUAAAUAGGUGUCAACAAACUGAAUUUUAUCCAAAAUAUCACAAAAAUGCUCCCGGUUUGUAAAAAGUAACCCCCUCCUGUUUCUGUUUAUCACCCUUCUUCUUCUUCAAGCCACACAACACAUUUCUUUGCAUUUUGUUGUCAUCCCUUGCCUUACACGACUAGAGUAGUAGUUUCGUGGUCGUGCAAUUUUACAAUCACAGCCGUGAUUUCACAUUAAAUUGCACUUCACAGAGUUCAAUUAUCAUUAUUAGUCACAUUAAAUAACCUUACUUAUCAAGAAAUUUGAUAUACAAGUAUUAGUUAAGCACAAAUAAUAAAAAUAUGAAUGUCCCAAUUAAAAAAAAUGAAUACUUCAGACCCCGGAAUAUCAAUAGGAAAUUGUCCAAUGUUUGUCCUACCACAGAAGAUAUCAAAAUGAUUUCAUUGUUACUACCUGGUACAGAUAAAAAUUUAUACAAACUUUUCAAAAAUUCGAAUUCUUUAUUAUAAUUUAUACUGUAACAGAUUUGGAUCCAGUAACAGCCAAACAUCUAAAAAGUGAGACUUGAAAACAUCAGGAAAACAAACCAUAGCAUGAAAACAUCUUAAAAAUCCAUGAUACAGACUAAGGCAAGAUGUACGCUUAGCAAUUAAACCAAUUAAAUUUUGUUGUACUUGUUUCUUCUGUAUUUUAGUUUUUUGAAGAUAUUUUCAUGUUUUAGUUUUAAAAACAUAUUUAAGGAUUUAUUUUAAGCAGUAGAUUGCUACAAUAUUUUUUCCAAAAUAUAUCCGCUGGCUUAUUAUAAACCGUAUAAUUUGGUCUUCGUUUUGUAACAAAAGACAUUUAAUCCAGUUUUUUUUACAGAUACACAGCGUGUAUGCGUACAUUUCCCCAACGAUGAAUUACACAGUUGAUAGUUGGGAUAUAAAUGAUGCUAGGGUUGCUUGCUUACAACUUGGAUAUUACGUAUACGAUGGCAUUAAAGCUCUGGGAGGGAGCGAUGUUCCUGAUGGAACUGGACGGAUAUGGCUAGAUAAUGUCGCUUGCACUGGAAGUGAAGAAAAUUUAAGCAAUUGUCCUCAUAAUGGAUGGGGAAGUCAUGAUUGUAGGCACAAUGAAGACGCAGGAGUCGAAUCUCCGUUAGUAGGUAAUAAUGGGAUUAUUUUCAGUGUCAAAAGCCUUAGAGAUAGAAGUGAUACUAAAUAUGAUUUAUCGGGCACGCAUCACCUGACUUUGGCAUAA